This is a messenger RNA of Drosophila miranda, 663 nucleotides long. Its product is annotated as rhodanese domain-containing protein CG4456. The transcript has a single exon. NCBI's taxonomy places the organism in Eukaryota, Metazoa, Arthropoda, Insecta, Diptera, Drosophilidae. The record is from RefSeq and is a predicted model, not a curated record. Bases 106 to 585 code for a protein of 159 amino acids. Gene Ontology annotation, cellular component: mitochondrion. Gene Ontology annotation, molecular function: thiosulfate-cyanide sulfurtransferase activity.
CCUGUGUCACGAACAGCUGAUUGCCGGCUUGAAUUUGUUGUGUUGGUGCUUUUACGUAAUAAUUGUUGUUUUUUGCCGAGUAAGACUGUUGAAUAGCUAAAAAUAAUGCUGAGACAUUGCCUGGUGGCUCUGAGAGGAGCAAGGAGCAAUUUGUCCCUUCAAACUACUCUACAUUUGCCUCCAAAAUGCACCCCAGUCGGAUCACAACGAUUCUUCAGCAGCAGCAGCGUCCCGACAAUUGGAAUUGUGGAAUACGAUGUGGUCAAGAAGCUGCCCCGGGAACCACAGAAGCUUCUCAUAGACGUAAGGGAACCAGAUGAGCUUACGAAGACUGGCCAAAUCCCCUCCAGCAUCAACAUACCCUUGGGCAUUGUCAGCCAAGAGCUGUCUGCCAGCAAUGAAGUCUUCAAGUCAAAAUAUGGUCGCGAGAAGCCACAAGCCAACACAGAGAUCAUAUUCCACUGUAUGAUUGGCAAGCGAAGCCUGAAGGCUGCCGAAGCAGCCGCCGCCCUUGGCUUCAAGAAUCUGAAAAACUACGAAGGAUCCUGGACGGAUUGGGCCAAGCGGGAAGGAUUGCCAAAAUAGAAAAACGAAUAACAAAUGCAAUACAAUUUCAAUUUAAAUAAUACUCUAUUUUAUUGAAUUAAAUUCAUAUUCUAAAGA